Messenger RNA from Adineta steineri, 1044 nucleotides. The record is from the annotation of a GenBank genome assembly. Lineage: Eukaryota; Metazoa; Rotifera; Eurotatoria; Adinetida; Adinetidae.
AUGAAUAUGAUUAUAAUUAAUCUUUGUUGUCUUUACAAUAAUCCAUCAGUUCAUUUGGUUUACAACCAAGGAUUGAAAUUUAUAGAAUAAAUUACAGUUGCAACAUUUCAAUUAGCUGAUAUAAUAUCUUGUGAUAAAGAUGCAAUAAAUAGUUUAUUAAAUUUAUUUCAAAAUGAUCAGCAAGGUUUAUUAUUUAUUAAGGACUCUGUAUUACGAGAACAUAGUUUCAUUGCAGUUAAAGCUUUUUUAUUUACUGAAGGACAUAUUCGACAUUGUACAAAUAGGGAAACAAGUUUUCGUUUUUCUCUUGAUUUAAAUGAUUAUGUUGAAGUUGAGUCUCAUCAAACUCAAACAUAUAUUCCAUCAAUGGAUUAUUUAGGUUUUGGUGAAUAUAAACAAGAUUUAGAAAAAUCAUCAGUUGUUCUUGAACGCGAUCUUAAUGUUGAUCCAAAACAUAUAUCACAUAGACGUGAACGGACAACAGCAUAUUAUCAUUUAUUUUAUAAUCCACAUUCUUUAUUUGAACUUGAAAUUCGAUGGCUUGUAGCUACAUCAUGUUCAAUUUAUAUAAAAAUAAAUUCGUUAUGGCUUCGUGAUAAACUUGCUAAUCUUCCUGAUGAAGAUCAAAUUCUUGGAAUAAAUAUCUUUCAAGAACUUAUUUUAAAACGUUAUGGUUUUAUUUUAAAUGCUUGUGUAAGUUAUAAGAAUGAAAAGAUUUAUUAUGUUCAUAUUAGUGGUGGUAUGUUAGUUUAUAUAAUAUCAAAUGUUUAUAAUGUUCAUUAUAAUAAUCGACCAACACGUGUUGUAUCAACAGGAAUAACUUGUGAUUAUCAAUUAUCUCCACUUGAUUAUGGAUUUUAUUGGAGCUGGAAUUUUUGUUUAGGAAAAAGAUGGCGAAGUUCUCAAGCAGGUGAAGAAAAAUAUCAAGAUAUUAUGUUAGCUGAUUUUCGAGCAUUUUGUGCUAAUGAUAAUAAUCGUUUAGUUAAUUUUAGGAAUGAAUUAAAUCAUUUAGCAAAUGAAAAAAUUAAUGAAAAACAACAAUAA